GCUGCUGCUGCGGCUGAAGAUGUGUGUACAGCUCCCGGACAGAGCAACCCCUACACUCCCCACUCCGGCUUUCUCAACCUCCCUCUACAAAUGUUUGAGCUGGUCCAUUUCAGUGCCUACAAGGAGAAGUGCAUCAGUCUGUACUGCCGCAUGUCAUCUGUCUUGGACCUGGAUGCACUUAUUACCCAGCAGGCACUGCGAGAGGCCAUAAUGGACACAGAGGUUGCCACUGCCAAACAGAGACACCAACAUAUACUGGACUAUAUACAGCAGCUGGAUGAGAUGUGGCGGGAGCUGCGUUGGAUCACUGAUGCCCUGCAGUGUGCCCGCUACAAGCAGCCCCGUGGCGGUGUUCCCAUCACCAGCCUGGUCAAUGCCAGCGAGCCUGAGUCAGACCAGGGGGCACAGAAGAGUGACUCAGCAUCCUCUACCAUGGACUACCUACCCACACCAUCACCAUCACCUGAGCUACGGCGCAGGAAGGAUGUUAGUGACUCCCAGCUGGGGUCAGAUGAUGACGGUUGUUCAGAGGUGUUCCUGCCGACAGACAGUGACUACGACUCCAGCGAAGCCUUGUCCCCACGCGAGCUGGACCUGCUCUACUCCCCCCCACAGGACCUAUCCCAGCAGGCCGUGCACGCCCUGGGAGGUAGCGCUCCCGACGUACUACAGAUACACGAGCUCAGAUACAGCAUCUGCCAGCCCAAAGACCUCGCUCUCUCCCCUCUCUCCCCCGCCUUCCCCCUCCCCAAGGCCCAAUCCUCUCCCCCGCCCCACCCCCUCACCUGCCCCCAUCUUCCCUGAGAC
This is a messenger RNA of Oncorhynchus tshawytscha (Chinook salmon), 807 nucleotides long. RefSeq lists its product as uncharacterized. Gene Ontology annotation, cellular component: spindle. The record is from RefSeq and is a predicted model, not a curated record. Lineage: Eukaryota; Metazoa; Chordata; Actinopteri; Salmoniformes; Salmonidae. The coding region runs from base 91 to 804 and encodes 237 amino acids. Gene Ontology annotation, biological process: regulation of establishment of bipolar cell polarity; establishment of mitotic spindle orientation. The transcript has 5 exons.